Messenger RNA from Candida albicans SC5314, 984 nucleotides. RefSeq lists its product as uncharacterized. The record is from RefSeq and is a predicted model, not a curated record. The transcript has a single exon. The coding region runs from base 1 to 984 and encodes 327 amino acids. Lineage: Eukaryota; Fungi; Ascomycota; Pichiomycetes; Serinales; Debaryomycetaceae.
AUGUCAAUUAAAUUUGUUAAGUCAUCUAAAGAUUUUGAAGGUUAUUUGAAAAACAAUACCCAUCUCGUAUUGAAUUUCACUGCCUCUUGGUGUGGUCCUUGUCAAGCAAUCAAACCUGUAAUUGAUCAAGCUUACGGACAAUUUCAAAAUGUUGAAAUUGUGAGAAUUGAUUUAGAUAGUCAACGUGAGUUAGCAUCGAAAUACAACAUUACAUCUGUUCCUACAUUUGUGUUUCUCGAAACAGGGAAAGAAGUUGACCGUAUCCAAGGUGCCAAUCCUCAAGCAUUGAUUACGAAGUUGCAAGAGUUUAACACUAAAGCAAAUGGACAAAAGAGAAGAGGCAAUGGUACGGCUAGUGAAGACUUGAUUACUCAAAAUAGUAGUCUAAAAGAUAUAAAACCAUUGAUUCCUAAAAACUUUGAAAUAUUGAAUGCCACUAUAGAUUAUAGUGGAUACGAAGUUUUAAACUGUUUACCAUUGUACAAAGACUCGAAAACAAAGCAUGUUGUAAGCUUGGAUAAUACAGAUAAAUCCGCAGUUAUAUCAGAUUCAGAUUCUCAAUUGCUUUUUUAUAUUCCCUUCUUGAACAUUUCCAAAAUUUAUUCGAUUUUGGUAAAAGUGAAAUCUACUAAAACGUACAAAGAAGUUGACGAAAGUGCAUUGGAUGUCGACAGUGACGACUUGGAUGAAAUUCAACCACCUAAUUUAAUUAAAGUGUGGUGCAACACUCAAUCCAUCUUAUCUUUUGAUGAAGCUAGUGCUGAUACAAGUGCUCCACAUAUUGAAAAAGUAUCCACUAACGAUGAAGAGCAAUGGUUGGAUAUUAAAUUCAAAUUUGUUAGGUUCCAGAAUGUUCAAAAUUUGACUAUUUUCGUUGAUGGUGAAGACGAAGAUUAUCACACAGUUAUUGAGAAAAUAGUCAUUGUCGGUGUCAAUGGCGAAAGUAAAGAGCAAGGAAAGAUAAAUCAAAUAGAUGAUGAAUAG